AUGUGGGCAACAUCUGCAGCGACCACGCCAAGUUCCACAACAUUUUCAAGUACCGUAGUAACCACCCCGACAAGUGAGGCAUCAUCUACAACAGCCAACUCCGAAACUUCCACCGACAGCAGUGGAACAUCAAGCCAAAGCAAACUCUUUCUCAGUGCUCUCAACCAGUACAGAGAAAUUGCAGCACAGGGAAAAUUCGUGACAAAUUACGGGCAGUCGCUACCUCCUUCUUCCACUAUGUCCUCACUGGUACGUCACUAA
Molecule: messenger RNA, 261 nt
Organism: Ostertagia ostertagi
Lineage: Eukaryota; Metazoa; Nematoda; Chromadorea; Rhabditida; Trichostrongylidae
Source: the annotation of a GenBank genome assembly